UGAGGCAUCAUAUGAUAUCCAGCAAUAUCACUGAAACACUGGCUGUGGUUGUGAUACAUACAAGUACACUUGUAUGUGAGAACUAAAGUAUUUUGUUGCACUUGAUUUGCUUUUUUUAUACGUGUUGUUGACUUUUAAAUAUUUUUGGUUUUGUCCAGCCAACAGUCAGGAUGCCCAUUAAAGAAAUAUUUGAAGUUGGCAAAUAUGCCGUGAAAGGAGCAAAGAUGUUGACAGACCCAGAGGGUUUCAAGCAGCAGAGGGCACAGGAAGAGGAACAGAAGAUGGCUGACUGGGACCAGAAGAAGGCAAAGAAACAAGCCAGAUAUGACAAAAAACUAGAUAAAAUUGGUGCAAGGACUGGCAGAGGUGGAGCUGCUCCAUCAGGUGCACCCAGUCAAUAUGGACCACCCCAAGGCCCAUAUGGUGGUCCUCCCCCUGGGCCCUAUGGUGGCCCACCCCCUGGGGCAUAUGGUGGUCCACCCCCUGGGGCAUAUGGCGGUCCCCCUCCUGGAGCAUAUGGUGGUCCCCCUCCUGGAACAUACGGUGCUCCACCCCCUGGGGGAUAUGGGGGUCCCCCUCCUGGAGCAUAUGGUGGUCCCCCUCCUGGAUACUAUGGAGGACCGCCCCCUGGUCAGUAUGGAUACCCAGGAUACCCUCAACCUGGCCCAUCUCAACAGCAACCUGGAGGCAGAAAUAGGAGAAGAUAAUCUUCAGACCCCAGAGAAGGCAGGCUAAGUGUGAUCUAUGGAUCUGAAUGAGUCAUCCCUGAAAUGAAGUCAAACAUUAAGAAUUAUUUCAACAAAAACACAUUUAAUAAGAAUAAUUUUAUUGAGCACAGAAAUAUUUUUACAUUUAAAGG
Messenger RNA from Lingula anatina, 859 nucleotides. RefSeq lists its product as uncharacterized. The record is from RefSeq and is a predicted model, not a curated record. Lineage: Eukaryota; Metazoa; Brachiopoda; Lingulata; Lingulida; Lingulidae.